This is a messenger RNA of Aspergillus viridinutans, 684 nucleotides long. RefSeq lists its product as uncharacterized. Lineage: Eukaryota; Fungi; Ascomycota; Eurotiomycetes; Eurotiales; Aspergillaceae. Bases 1 to 684 code for a protein of 227 amino acids. The transcript has a single exon. The record is from RefSeq and is a predicted model, not a curated record.
AUGGAUUCGAGCUCCUCCAUUCUUUCUCAGGCGUUGGCACAAUAUCGGCAGACCAUUCACCGGUAUAACGAACAUUCAUGGUCCGCUCUAUCCGACGGAGACCUGCAAUGGCUGGUCGAUGGCCCGACCUCUCGCGACGAAAUAGCCAUCACAGACGGCACCCGGCCACCUCCGGCAGAUCCAACCGCUCACCUACAUCGGCUGAAAUUGAAGCUACUCGAAAUUGCAUCCCCCGAUAUCUCCGAAUUGGAUCUGCCAUCCGAUUAUAUCGAGUUGAUGUCUAUCACGGACGGGUUGGAUAUCGAAGGGCUUCCCUUUGAACGUCACGAGCGGACCCUGGUGGCUUCCGCAGAACAAACCGAGCAAACCCUGAGACUUGAUCCUUCUACUGUUAUGGGUCGUACAUGGAUAGCAAUGGGUCUCGCCUAUGGUGCUCGAGAAGAUUUAGCCCUUCUCAGGGAAAUGGUAAGGUACAAGGGCCUGGAUGUCGGCACCCCAUGGCGAUGUGGCGGCGGAAGCGGUGAGGGUUUAGAUAUCUUCUACGCAUAUGUGCGACCCACGGAUGGAGACUACUCGUGGAAAGUGGUAUGGUGCGGUCAUGGUGAUACUCCGGUGAUAUUCAACAGUCUAGCGGAUCUGGUGAGUUGGUAUGGCGCCAGCGUUAACAGUCUGCUUAGUGGAUAG